Messenger RNA from Vicia faba (fava bean), 1254 nucleotides. NCBI's taxonomy places the organism in Eukaryota, Viridiplantae, Streptophyta, Magnoliopsida, Fabales, Fabaceae. The record is from the annotation of a GenBank genome assembly.
AUGUCAUUCAAGAGUAUUGUGAGAGAGAUCAAGGAGAUGAAAGAAGGAAUUGGAAACAUGUAUAGAAAAAGGGUAGAAGCUAAGCAUAUGUAUAGACAUGGAAAAUCUCACAUUGCACCAGAAUGUUCUUCACCAAUAUCAAUAUCAAUAUCACCAACACAAACACCGUCUUCGUCAUCGCCAUCGUCACCGAGCAAAUGGGCUAGUUUACCUCCUGAGUUGCUAUUAGACAUAAUUCAAAGAGUGGAAGCUAGUGAAACCUCUUGGCCGUCUCGCCGGGCACUUGUAGCUUGUGCCUUAGUUUGUAGAUUGUGGAGAGAGAUAACAAAAAGUGUGGUUAAGACACCUGAACAAUGUGGUUGGAUCACUUUCCCUAUAUCAUUGAAGCAGCCUGGUCCAAGAGACAAUACAAUUCAGUGUUUUAUUAAGAGAGAAAGGGUUUCUUCUACAUAUAGCUUAUAUCUUGGUUUGAGCCCUGCUCUUUCUGGUGAUAUGAGCAAACUUCUCUUAGCAGCAAAGAAGAUAAGAAGAGCAACAUGUACAGAAUUUUUAAUAUCAUUGGUUUCUAAUGAUUUCUCUCAAUCUAGCAAUACUUACAUUGGAAAGUUAAGGUCUAAUUUUCUCGGGACUAAGUUCACGAUCUUGGACGGUCAUCCUCCAUAUGAUUCUUCGCUUCCAUCGAUUUGCAAGUUGCAACAAAACGUCCGUCGGAAGCAAGUACUUCCAAGAGCUGCUUCUGCUAACUAUAAAGUAGCAACGGUGUCUUAUGAACUCAAUGUUCUUCGCACGAGAGGUCCAAGGCGAAUGCGGUGUACGAUGCACUUGAUUCCCAUAUCUUCAGUCCAAGAGGGAGGAACUGCUCCUACUCCUAUGGAGUUUAGCAAUUGUCGUAAUGAGCAUGAAUCUUCAAAAGGAAAGAAGGCAGAAGUGGUUGAAUUAGGCUCAACUUGCACUGAUUUUGCAAGAGAACCACUGCUUUUGAAAAACAAAGCACCUAGAUGGCAUGAACAACUUCAAUGUUGGUGCUUGAAUUUCAAGGGACGGGUUACGGUGGCUUCGGUAAAGAAUUUCCAGCUUGUAGCAGCUGCAGAACCUUGCCAUAACGUUUCGGCUGCAGAACAAGAGAAAGUUAUACUUCAAUUUGGAAAAAUUGGCAAGGACAUUUUCACCAUGGAUUAUCGAUAUCCUCUCUCCGCUUUUCAAGCUUUUGCAAUCUGUUUGAGUAGCUUUGACACAAAACCAGCUUGUGAAUGA